Messenger RNA from Amphimedon queenslandica, 620 nucleotides. Its product is annotated as DDB1- and CUL4-associated factor 12-like. Gene Ontology annotation, molecular function: protein binding. Bases 16 to 588 code for a protein of 190 amino acids. Lineage: Eukaryota; Metazoa; Porifera; Demospongiae; Haplosclerida; Niphatidae. The transcript is spliced from 4 exons. The record is from RefSeq and is a predicted model, not a curated record.
GACUGGAUAUUUGAUAUGACUUGGAUAUCUGAUGAUGUAAUUGUUACAGGUUCUCGAGAUUCAACAAUGGCCGCAUGGAAAGUCCCGGACCUGACUACCCUCCUAGUGGAGGAGAGGCUGUCUCUCUCGUCUCUCAUGAAUCCCUGGCCCAUCGGUCAUCCUCUGGCCGAGUCCGUCCCUAGCAUUGACAUGUUGUUUCAUUUCUCUAACCACGUCACCCAGCGGGCGGUCUCUGGCAACAAAGUGAGGAGUCUCGUUUGUAACAGACGCAUGCAUACCCUGGCAUCACUUCAGACCAACAUUUGUGACUGCUCUGUUCAUUUCUGGGACACUCAAACAUUUCGAGAGUUGGGAUUCAUCAACCUGUUUCAUCGAUAUGAAAACGUCUGCCUUGAGAUACAGCCUGAGCGUAAUCUUUAUGCCGUCGGGUCAAGAUCUCAUGUGUCACUCAUCGACUGGAGAACUAACAACUCAACAGUUGGUUCAAUAAGAUCCAAAGACCAAGACAAUGGUGAGAAGAUAAACUUAGGUACAUGUACAUGUACAUGUACUCUUUGUACAUGUCGUAAUGCAUAUUGCAUUCAAUAGUAAUGUUAUGGUGUAUUGAUUUUUGUGUUUGC